Miniopterus natalensis is the source of this 2311-nucleotide messenger RNA. It is a transcript of the gene PAK6, whose product is annotated as p21 (RAC1) activated kinase 6. The record is from RefSeq and is a predicted model, not a curated record. Gene Ontology annotation, molecular function: protein serine/threonine kinase activity; ATP binding. Gene Ontology annotation, biological process: protein phosphorylation. NCBI's taxonomy places the organism in Eukaryota, Metazoa, Chordata, Mammalia, Chiroptera, Miniopteridae.
UUCUGACACUCACCCAUGCAGUGCCAGUCAGCAUCUCUGUGUGCUCUCUGCCAAGCUCACGGGGAGUGGCGCUUCCUGGGCUAGAGACAAGCACCAGCCUGCAGUGGGGAGCUCAAGGCCCAGCUGCCUGGAGGAGCAGCCACGGCACCAUGUUCCGCAAGAAAAAGAAGAAACGCCCUGAGAUCUCAGCCCCACAGAACUUCCAGCACCGCGUCCACACCUCCUUUGACCCUAAAGAAGGCAAGUUCGUGGGCCUCCCCCCUCAAUGGCAGAACAUCCUGGACACACUUCGGCGUCCCAAGCCCGUGGUGGACCCUUCGCGCAUUACUCGGGUGCAGCUCCAGCCCAUGAAGACCGUGGUGCGGGGCAGCUCUGUGCCCAUGGAUGGCUACAUCUCAGGGCUGCUCAAUGACAUCCAGAAGUUGUCAGUCAUCAGCUCCAACACCCUGCGUGGGCGCAGCCCCACCAACCGGCGGCGGGCACAGUCCCUGGGGCUGCUGGGGGAGGAGCACUGGGCUGCUGACCCGGACAUGUACCUGCAGAGCCCCCAGUCUGAGCACACUGACCCCCACAGCCUCUACCUCAGCUGCAACGGGGGCACAUCAGCAGGCCACGGGCAGAUGCCAUGGCCAGAACCACAGAGCCCACGGGUCCCACCCAAUGGGCUGGCCACCAAGGCACAGUCCCUGGGCCCCACCGAGUUCCAGGGUGCCACACAGCGCUGCCUGCAGCUGGGUGCCUGCCUGCAGAGCUCCCCACCCAGCACCUCACCCCCUGCAGCCACAGGGAGGCGUGGGACCAAAGCUGCCAGGCAUGGCUCUGAGGAGGCCCGGCCACAGUCCUGCCUUGUGGGCUCAGCUGUGGGCAGGCCGGGCGGGGAGGGCAGCCCCAGCCCUAAGACCCAGGAGAGCAGCCUUAAGCACAGGCUGUUCCGGAGCAUGUUCCUGUCAACUCCUGCCACAGCCCCUCUGAGCUGCAGCAAGCCAGGCCCUCCACCCCAGAGCAAGCCCAACCCCUCAUUCCGACCACCACAGAAAGACUCCCCGACAAACCUGGUGGCCAAGGCCCAGUCCUUGCCCUCAGGCCAGUCCAUGGGCACCUUCAGCCCUCUGACCACCUCAGAUACCAGCAGCCCCCAGAAGUCCCUCCGCACAGCCCCAGCUGCCGGCCCUCCUCCAGGACGGUCUUCCCCUGCUGGCUCCCCCCGCACCCGGCACGCCCAGAUCAGCACCAGCAACCUGUACCUGCCCCAGGACCCCACUGUAGCCAAGGGUGCCCUGGCUGGUGAGGACACAGGCAUCGUGACACAUGAGCAGUUCAAGGCUGCACUCAGGAUGGUGGUGGACCAGGGUGACCCCCGGCUGCUGCUAGACAGCUACGUGAAGAUUGGCGAGGGCUCCACAGGCAUUGUCUGCCUGGCCCGAGAGAAGCACUCGGGCCGCCAGGUGGCCGUCAAGAUGAUGGACCUCAGGAAGCAGCAGCGCAGGGAGCUGCUCUUUAAUGAGGUGGUGAUCAUGCGAGACUACCAGCACCUCAACGUGGUGGAGAUGUACAAGAGCUACCUGGUGGGCGAGGAGCUGUGGGUGCUUAUGGAGUUCCUGCAGGGCGGGGCCCUCACGGACAUCAUCUCCCAAGUCAGGCUGAACGAGGAGCAGAUUGCCACUGUGUGUGAGGCCGUGCUGCAGGCCCUGGCGUAUCUGCACGCCCAGGGUGUCAUACACCGGGACAUCAAGAGUGACUCAAUCCUGCUGACCCUUGAUGGCAGGGUGAAACUGUCAGACUUCGGAUUCUGUGCUCAGAUCAGUAAAGACGUCCCUAAGAGGAAGUCCCUGGUGGGAACUCCCUACUGGAUGGCUCCUGAAGUGAUCUCCAGGUCUCUGUAUGCCACCGAGGUGGAUAUCUGGUCUCUGGGCAUCAUGGUGAUUGAGAUGGUGGACGGGGAGCCACCCUACUUCAGUGACUCGCCAGUGCAAGCCAUGAAGAGGCUCCGGGACAGCUCCCCACCCAAGCUGAAAAAUUCUCACAAGGUUUCCCCAGUGCUGCGAGACUUCCUGGAACGGAUGCUGGUGCGGGACCCCCAGGAGAGAGCCACUGCCCAGGAGCUCCUGGACCAUCCCUUCCUGCUGCAGACUGGGCUCCCUGAGUGCCUGGUGCCCCUGAUCCAGCUCUACCGCAAGCAGACCUCCACCUGCUGAGCCCACCCCAAGUGCACCUGCCACCUGUGCCCAUAGGCAGGGGACACUGGGCAGCCAGCUUGCUGGCAGGGCCUGCUUGCUUCAUUCUCAGUAUUCUCUCCAAAGAUUGAAUGUGA